AGGACAUCUGCUCGAGUCCACCACCAGUCCCACCAAAGAAGUGGACUGUUAGAAAGAGUUCAACAGGAAAUGAAGUUUUUGUGGAAAAAAUGAAGAUGCUGGAUCAGUGUUUUAAGGAUGAAGGUGAACGCCCUCCACUGCCUCCUAAACCCCAUCAAAUGCAGCUUGAUGAUGAAAAUGAAUCCCUGGAUGCUGAGAGUCUGUCAAACUCCUACGAAAAGUCAAUACGUGAGUAAAAAGAUCCAGCUGGCACUAACUGCUGUCGGGGUCGGCGUGGCUGCAGCCGGCGGUGUUACUGGUGCAUCAGCAGCCAUCGCAAAUAAGGUGAACUGCAACCAGGACCAGAAGAAAAUUGAAAAGAUCUUUACUGACUACGAGUCACUCAGUAAGGGCAUUCAGGAGAAACUGGUUUAUGUCCAUGAGGGCAUAGAGCAGCUGAGGCAGUAUGGUGUCAUCAUGCUUGAGAGGACCAAGGUGAAGUCAGAGAGGGCCUCCAAGGUGCUGGAGUUCUUUGGUCAAGGAGGGCCAUGUGCCAAGGUCUUGGAGGCAAACUCCAAGCCAUCUGGGAUGAUAGAAGGCUUUGCCCUCGGCAUGGAUAUGUACUUCAUCAAAGGAAAAGAUGGAACCAAGGUGAAGAAGGGCUUUGAGUCAAAGUUGGCAAAGAAACUCCGCUCCUUGGCGGUGGAUCUCCAGGAACGACUGGAUGAGUUCAUCGAAAUGAAAGAACUGUUUGAGAAGUAUUGUUAGGAGGGUAUUUUUCUCCACCUGAAUAUCUUUUGUUUGGGGGUUGUCUUUUAAUGUUAAUUUUCAGUUUUACGAAAGUUUAUUGAUCAACAUAUAUUUCCUCUUUGGCAACAGGUUCGAAAACAGAACAAAACUUUUAGUGCAACUUUAGGAAUUGUAACUUCAAGCAGUUUCUUUUAAAUGGUUUAUGGUUAUUAAUGCUGUAUAAAACUGAGAUUGUGUUAACCUCCCUUAA
Molecule: messenger RNA, 979 nt
Organism: Oreochromis niloticus (Nile tilapia)
Lineage: Eukaryota; Metazoa; Chordata; Actinopteri; Cichliformes; Cichlidae
Exons: 4
Coding region: 118-747 (209 amino acids)
Biological process (GO): lipid transport; lipoprotein metabolic process
Cellular component (GO): membrane; extracellular region
Molecular function (GO): lipid binding
Source: RefSeq, a predicted model, not a curated record